Ostrinia nubilalis (European corn borer) is the source of this 9279-nucleotide messenger RNA. RefSeq names its product kinesin-like protein KIF13B (gene Khc-73). The record is from RefSeq and is a predicted model, not a curated record. NCBI's taxonomy places the organism in Eukaryota, Metazoa, Arthropoda, Insecta, Lepidoptera, Crambidae. The transcript has 38 exons. Gene Ontology annotation, biological process: microtubule-based movement. Gene Ontology annotation, molecular function: ATP binding; microtubule binding; microtubule motor activity. Bases 139 to 5934 code for a protein of 1931 amino acids.
UUCGGGAACGUCGCGAUCAUAACGUGAAAUAAUGAAUUUUGUUGUUUUAGAAUAUGGGUGAAUAUGUGCAAUAAUUUUUUAAACUUUGAUGUGUAAAGUGUUGUGUUUUGAUUAUAUUUGUGCAAUUAAGUGUUAAAAAUGGCCUCGGAUAAGAUUAAAGUCGCUGUUCGGGUCCGACCUUUUAACAGGCGAGAACUCGAACUUGGGACACAAUGCGUGGUAGAAAUGGAGGGGCAGCAGACCGUUCUGCAGUACCCGCAGUCGGCACACGAGAAAGAAAGGAAACAACCAAAGACGUUCGCGUUCGACCACUGUUUCUUCUCUCUGGAGGCAGGGCUGCCCAACUUCGCAUCCCAAAAGACAGUGUUCGAAUGUCUGGGACGGGACAUCCUGGACAAUGCCUUCGAGGGGUACAACGCGUGCAUCUUCGCUUAUGGACAAACAGGCUCAGGCAAAUCGUACACCAUGAUGGGCGCGCCCGGGGCCGACGAGGGCGGUAUCAUCCCGCGGCUUUGCGACGCGCUCUUCGAACGGAUCGCAGUCCAGCAGAACCCACCGGCCCUCACUUACAAGGUCGAGGUAUCCUACAUGGAGAUCUACAACGAGCGCGUGCACGAUCUAUUGGACCCGGAGACGUCGCGGCGCUCGCUGCGCGUGCGCGAGCACGUCGUGCUUGGGCCCUACGUCGACGGGCUGUCGCAGCUCGCCGUCGCGUCUUUUCAGGACAUCGACAACCUAAUGACUGAAGGCAACAAAUCCCGGACAGUGGCUGCCACAAACAUGAACAGCGAGUCAUCCCGGUCACACGCGGUGUUCAGCGUGGUCCUCACACAGACGCUGUGUGAUGCUGCGACAGGUGUCACUGGCGAGAAAGUCGCCAGGCUGUCGCUGGUGGACUUAGCUGGCUCCGAGCGAGCUGUCAAGACCGGCGCGGUAGGCGACCGGCUGAAGGAAGGAUCUAAUAUCAACAAGUCCCUCACGACCCUCGGCCUGGUAAUCUCCAAGCUGGCGGACCAGUCGUCGGGCAAGCCCAACAAGGACAAGUUCGUGCCGUACAGAGACUCUGUGCUCACGUGGCUGCUGAAAGACAACCUUGGGGGGAACAGUAAGACUGUCAUGGUGGCGACCAUAUCGCCAGCGGCGGACAACUACGAGGAGACGCUAUCGACGCUUCGCUACGCUGACCGGGCGAAGCGAAUCGUUAACCACGCUGUGGUCAACGAGGACCCCAACGCGAGGAUCAUCAGGGAGCUGCGGCAAGAAGUCGAAGCUCUGAAGGAGAUGCUCAAGUAUGCCACGGGUUCCCCCGUGGGUGAAGACGUCCACGAACAGUUGGCUCAAAGUGAACAUCUGAUGAAGGAGAUGUCCAGGACCUGGGAGGAGAAACUCGUUGAAACUGGUCGGAUACAAAGCGAAAGACAACAAGCCCUAGAAAAGAUGGGCAUUAGCGUCCAAGCGAGCGGCAUCAAAGUAGAGAAGAAUAAAUACUAUCUCGUCAACCUCAACGCGGAUCCAUCGCUCAACGAACUACUUGUAUACUACCUAAAGGAUCGAACCCUAGUCGGCGCGGACAGUUCAGCCGACAUCCAGCUAUCAGGCUUAGGCAUCCAGCCACAGCACUGCCAAUUGGUGGUGGAGGGCGGCGCCCUACACAUGGAGCCUCUGAAUGGCGCGCGCUGCUUCGUCAACGGAGCGCCCGUGAUCUCACGAGUCUUGCUCGGACACGCUGACAGGAUUCUGUGGGGGAACCACCACUUCUUCCGCGUCAACUGCCCUAAAACCACCACGACCGCAGCAUCAGAGCCGCAGACUCCCGCGCAGCCGAUCGACUAUAACUUCGCGCGCGACGAGAUCAUGCUCAAUGAGCUCAGCAACGACCCCAUACAGACCGCCAUCUCGCGGCUGGAGAAACAGCAUGAGGAGGACAAACAAGUUGCUUUGGAAAAACAACGGCAAGAAUAUGAAAGGCAGUUCCAGCAACUGAGAAAUAUUCUAUCACCGUCAACACCAUAUCCACCGUACUCGUACGAUCCAUUGAAAUUAGGUAAAAUGACAGCCUGUACCCCUACCACCGCGGCUCGCGUGGAACGCUGGGCAGCGGAGCGCGACGACACCUUCAAGCGGUCUCUGGGCCGACUCAAGGCAGACAUAUUGCGAGCCAACGCGCUUGUACAAGAAGCCAACUUCUUGGCUGAAGAGAUGCGGAGGAACACCAGGUUCAGCGUCACACUGCAGAUACCGCCGCAGAAUCUGAGCCCGAAUAGGAAGCGGGGCGCUUUCGUGUCCGAACCAGCUAUAAUGGUCAAGCGGCCAGGUCGAGGCGGGCAGGUGUGGUCGAUGGAGAAGCUUGACAACAAGCUGGUGGACAUGCGCGACAUGUACGACGACUGGCGCCGCCGCCAGCAGAGGGGGGCGCCUGUGUCAGAGUCGGCUGAUAAAGAUGAAAUCGACAAUAUUUCACAGGAACCAAAUGAGAAAGCGAUCGAUCCGUUCUACGAGUCGCAGGAGAACCACAACCUCAUCGGAGUCGCCAAUGUGUUCCUUGAGGCACUCUUUCAUGACGUGACUCUGGACUACCACACACCCAUCAUCAGCCAGCAAGGAGAGGUGGCCGGGAGACUACAGGUGGAAUUGAGUCGAGUGUCCGGCCAGUUCCCUCAAGACAGAAUUUGUGAGGCAGCAUCAGACAGCUCCGGUGAUAUGCGAGACGACGAUGACCCUGCUGAUCCUGCCACUCAACAAGUCACAAUCCGCGUGGUGAUCAAGCAAGCGACCGGCUUGCCGCCGUCGCUCUCGCACUUCGUGUUCUGCCAGUACUCGCUAUGUGGCGGCGAGCCGGUGGUGGUCCCGCCGCAUGUCAGUGCUGAUACGCCGCCACCGCCACCCGCCUCGCCGAGGCAUCAACCACAAGCGACCUUCCGCUUUGACCACCGUCAGGAUUUUACGCUGCCGUUGACUGAGGAGUUCAUCGAGCACUGUGCCGAGGGCGCCCUCUCCAUCGAAGUGUGGGGCCACCGCUCCGCCGGUUUCAGCCGCGGGCGCGGCAACUGGGAGGUGGAACAACAGCAAUUGGCCAAGGCGCGCUCGCUGGCCGACCGCUGGGCCGAGCUCACGCGCAAGAUCGAGCUCUGGGUCGAGAUCCACGAGCUCAAUGACCAGGGCGAGUACGCUCCAGUAGAGGUGAGCCAGCGCAGCGAUAUGCUGACCGGCGGCGUGUACCAACUACGGCAGGGGCAGCAGCGGCGCGUGGGCGUGCGCGUGCGGCCGGCGCACAACUCCGGCACGCUGCCCAUCAUCUGCCAGCACAUCGUCAGCGUCGAGGUCGGCUCCGUGUCCGUCAGGUCGCGUCUACAAAAACCAUUGGACUCGUACCAAGAAGAGGACUUGGCUGUUCUCCGCGAGAGGUGGAGCGACGCGCUCGCUCGUCGCCGGCAGCAUUUGCACGCACAACUACAGAAACUUGUGAACAUGUCGCCAUCGAUGAAGAGUGAACGGGAUAUGGAACGCGAACAAUCACUCGUCGAACAGUGGGUCUCACUCACGGAAGAGAGAAAUGCUGUGCUGGUGCCGAGCCCUGGCAGUCCUAUACCCGGCGCGCCCGCUGCGUGGAACCCGCCCACUGGCAUGGAACAACACAUACCUGUUCUAUUCCUUGACCUCAACGCGGACGACCUAACAACGCACCCGUCAGGCGAGGAGGUGACCGUGGCCGGCCUGCACUCCAUCCUGCCCAAGGAGCACGGCAACAAGUUCUACGAGCUGCAGAUACUGCACCACCACGACAAAGACGUCUCCGCCAUCGCCUGCUGGGACUCCUCUAUCCACGACUCGCAGUACCUCAACAGGGUUACCGAGGCCAAUGAACGCGUGUACCUGAUUCUAAAGACAACAGUGCGGCUGUCGCACCCGGCGCCAAUGGAUCUCAUACUUAGGAAACGACUAGGGUUAAACAUAUACAAACGGCAGAGCUUGACCGAUAGGAUACGUAAGAAAAUUGUCAGGACGGAUCAGCUGUCACAAACCGGUGUCACGUAUGAAGUGGUCUCGAACAUUCCGAAGGCCUCCGAAGAGUUGGAAGACCGGGAGAGUCUGGCGCAAAUCGCCGCCACUGGAGAAGAUUCGAGCGCUGCUGACGGCGAGACUUAUAUCGAAAAAUACACCCGCGGCGUCAGCGCAGUAGAGAGCAUACUGACGCUCGACAGACUGCGACAAAGCGUAGCUGUCAAAGAACUGGAGCAGUCCCGCGGCCAGCCCAUCACGAUGCGCAAGACUGCAUCCGUGCCUAACUUCUCGCAGAUCAUGCGCCUGGACUCGUCACUGGAGUCGUUGGCCGGCCUCGCGGGAGGCCGCUCGGGCAGCGUGGCCGACCUCGCCGACGAGACGCCGCGCCGCGCCGCCCACCGCCACUCCUACGCAGCGCCGUCGCACAACGACCCCGAUAUGGCAACGCCCACUAAACCCUUCGGCCUCGCGCGGCCCACGUUCCUAAACUUGAAUCUGAACCUCAACUCGCUGCGACUGCAGACGCCGAGCAAGUCGUCCCCAGCGAGCGGCAAGCUAGGUCUGCGCAUGACCACGCUUCACGAGGAGCCUGGGAGGCGCAACGAUGAUGACUCGCACUCGGAGCCCGAGUCCGCGCCGUUAGAUGAGCUCACCACGCCGCGAUCACAUCGCACCCGGUCCCGUGCAUCAUCCCGCGGCUUCCUGCCGACUUCGAAGACGCUGGACUCGCUUCAUGAGCUGGCGUGCGAGCGUCUGCCCAACAAGAACUCGCCGUCGAUAUCGUCCAGUGGCUACGGUUCACAAGCAGUAUCAUCAACGAACCUCACCAACGACGACACGCUAUCCAUCCGAAGCAUGUCGGUCGACGACACCCCGGACUUCGACAAAACCAUGGAGUACACACACAUCAGCCGGACCAAGACCUCCAUGGCCGGUCUACGGAACGAGAUCACCGAACUCAGGAACGAUAUAUCCGAGCUCAAGAAUGAGAUAGUCGAGUCUAAGAACGAACUGGACGACCCAUCGUUCGAGAAAGCGAAGACUCCUGUUCUCACUCCUGGGUCUAGGAAUCGGAUUAAUCCAUUCCUGAGGGACUGUGAGGAGGCAGAUGAGAAGAAGGAUCAGAUGGUGGAUCCUUUGGGAGCGAUUCCGGUGGAGGUCCUGUCUAGUCAGCCGAACAAAGCGUCGGAGCCGGUGCAAGUGAACGGACAAGUGGCUCAUGAGCAGUCGUUUGGUGAAGCAGAAGUGGAAUCAGUUGGCUCGGAGCAAUCAAGCCACGACGCGUCGCGUAGCCGCGAGGCUUCCUCGGUGGGCGAGAGCGACUCGGCCUCGCCGCCGCCCGACCACGCGCCCGUCAAGACGCAGCUGCCCGCCGGGAAGGUGGUGCGAAGACGAGCGACCGGCAGUGGGUCAGGAGGCAACAGACGCACGACUACGACGCGACCGCGCUCGGCCAUCGAGCCUAGUCAAGCGCAUCACGCGUCACAACGAAACUUACACGAAACGCCAGCCUCGUCUACUGAGCGCAUCGGGGAUGACGAGUCGUCAGAGAGCGCGCGCACGAUCACGGUGCCGGAGUGGAUGACGGUGGGCGAGAGCGUGUCGCUGCGGCUGAGCAGCAGCACCGGCGUCGUCGCCUACGUCGGGCCCACCCACUUUGCCCACGGGCCCUGGGUGGGCGUGGCCUUGGACGCGCCCACAGGCAAAAACGACGGCUCAGUAGGCGGCACACGGUACUUCGAGUGCCGGCCGCGGCACGGCAUCUUCGUGCGGCCCGACAAGCUGGCGCACGACCGCCGCGGACGCAGCGCGCGCGCCUACAAGGAGCAGGAGCGCGCCUCCAUCAAAGGUGAAGGCCUUCACAACUUGCACAGAUCAAGAAGUCGCGGCGAGAGCAUAAACGCCGUGGGCAUCAAGACUAGGAGCAAAUAAACCCUCAGCCACCGGACCGAAGCGACUACGUCCACAGCCUGUGUAGAUACCGUUUCUGUUGCAGUCGUGUCACGCGUAUGGUGCUUUUGUAUACUAUAGUUGGAUUUGUUUAGUUCGAAUCAGUAAAUGACAUUUAGAAUUAAGUGCAAUAUGGCGGACAGCUAAUGUGAUAUUCCGUGACCAGCGUAUGUAAUUAUCGGCAUGAUAAAAAUGAAAUGUUUAAUUUUUUUUGGUGGAAAUACUGUAAUUUACAAAACUGGUUACACUCUUAAUGUGACUUCACUGAUUCGAAUGAAACAAAUCAAAGUUUAGACGUUUAUCUUCCGUUACCGCGUCGUGAAGCAAUACGCAAGCCUUUAUUCGUUAAGUUGUUGGCCCGCAGCUGGGGAAACAAGAUGAUCUCAAUUUUAUUGAUACGCUCAAUAAAACCGCGCAGAUACAUCGACGACGUUUCCGAAGAUCGCAAAUGUUAGGUACAAGUAUUUUUUACUUCUUUGACGUUAUCGACUUAAAUUUUACAUUACACGAUAUGUAAAUAGUAUGAAAUUAUGUGAUUUAAUUUUAUUAUAUGAUUUCCAUGUAAAUAUGUGAAUUUUUGUGUGUGUAUUAUUUUAUUUGAUAAUUUUAGAACCAAUGAAUUUUUUUGUGAUCGGUGAUAAGGUUCGAUGCAUUAUUUGUAUAGAAUUUUUUACUGUAUAGUUUGUGGUAUAGAUGUUAUCGUAAAUUAUUUAUGUAUUUUAGCUCAUUGACUAAUGCUUUUCUUGUCUAUGGAUACAGCACAGGCCGACGUUCCCGCGGGAACGUCAGGUCUGUGCGCUUGCGCCGCACACUUCAUAGACACGCAUUUCACAAACGACUUUUAUUAAAAUGUAUUUUUAUCGAAUGAUUCCUAGCGAUGUACUUUAAUUUCGACCUAUUGCUCAUAUGUGUUGUACACACGAUUGCCAGUGUAUAUGUGAUAGUUUCUUGCCACGCGUUAGCCCUUAUACAUUUUCUCGUCUGCUUUUUACCCUUUAAAAUUUUCGAAAUCGUCCAAUAUUACAUCUUCGUCCUUUAAAAGACUUGUACUUAGUACACUAACAAACCAUUUUGACGGAAAUUACUGAUGCCCAAACUUUGAUUGACUUUCGUUGUGUGGUCCAAGUGAUAAGCGAAAUGAAGGCUGACUUCCAUACAAUUUUGGAAAUUCUGAAAUAUAUUCAUAGAAAGAGUAAUUAAACAAGGCUGUCCAUUAUGUUAAGCUGCAUUAUUGACUCUCGUUUUGUAAACUAAUAUAAAUUACGGCCAUUUAAUUAAAUCAUUAGUAAUAUAUCGCUUAUCGCUUGUGCCAUAAAAUUUAUCGAUUAGGUUGUGUAGGUAAUCUGAAUUGUAAAAAAUACGUGUGUAUAUCAGCACGCUGUAAAUUAAAAAUAAAUAUUAUAAUGUGUCACUAGUGAAAAUGUCCUCAAUUUAUUAUCUCCAUCCACUUGCGAACAAUAAAUUCGAUGAGAGUUCUAUCUAAUAAAUAGUGAAGCGAGCGGUGUCCUCGCUCGUGCCACAUAUGAAUGUGUGGUAGUUAUUUUGGCAUUUUUUGUGAAGAUAGUAUCAGAAGUUAUAGCGGCGUAGGACGCGUGUAAUCGAGUGUUAGGAAAUGUCCACAUUGCCCGCCUCCGGGCAGCAUAGACUAGCUCACCUAAUGUAUAUUCCAUCCUCUUAGAAACGUAAUCGAUCGUAAGUACACUUAACAAGUACACAGAUAGUUUAAAUGCCUCGUUAUUUACUAGUGUUUGUAAGAGUUCCAAUUUCAGCGUUCAUUAUAGCCCGCCACUUGCCUCCAUUCCUGUAAACAUAUGUAUAUUAACAUUAAUGAAUUAAGUACUCACGUUAAAAUACAAAAAUAUCAAAAAUAUUUAAAUCGUUUCAAUGCACUCGAGAAUUUCACGCCAACUCGUAAGGUGCGGUUCUACUGCAAGCGGUUUUUCGGAGACACAUUUAGUUUAAUAAAUGAUAUAGGAUGUAAAAUAUUUAACAUCAAAGUAUAUCUCGACUUAGAAGCUUGUGUAGUGGGGCCGCGACCUAAAUAAUUUAAGCGUUGACUGACAUCAUAUUGUCUCACGUAAUAGUUAUCACCAUUAACAUUUAUCGAAUGCUUAUUAGACUGUCGUACUUAAACAUUCCAUUUUUUCUAUACAUUUAUCGUUCUAGCAGAAUUCAGUAGAGUAAUGUCAGUAUUCACUGAUGAUUUAGAUUUCUAACAGUUGUGACUUAAAUGGCGUUAAUUUUUGCAUUUUACGAUUUUGACUUUAAUGUAAAAGUAUAGACCAGUGUAUAAAUAAUUCUGGCCCUAACUAGGACAGCUCAAUGUGUAGUCGAAGUAAACAGUCUAAAUGAAAUAUUGAUUAUAACUUUGAAAUAUUGUAGGAUGUCUUUGAACCUCUCGAUGUGCUUGUGUCCAGUAGUGUCGGUAGGUCAUGGGCAAAGGGUUGGAACUGAAGGCCUCUGGUGGAACUGGCGUGGAAACAACGGAUAAUUGUGUAGACUUGACCUUAAAAAAUUGCGGGAUCGUUAUUUUUGUAUAGAGGCGGCCCGCGUGAGAGUCUACACGUUGUUGUAUCGGAAUCGUAUCGGAUUUUUUCUUCUAUAAUCGUAAUUUUGUAGUGCUGUCGCGCCUACCCAUUGAGUUGGAGCGGGAUAAAGCUAUAUAAAAUACUAUUAUGUUAGAAAAAGAACUAUUAUGAUUCCGAUGCCCGCCCGUUUCAUCAUAGACUGAUGGGGGUAGCAGCGAAGGAACGAAGUGUGGCAUUCGAGGCAAAGUAUGCACUAGGGCUCCUAGUAUUAGGCUAAUAGCGACCUUAAAAGCAGCGUCUGGUAGGUCCUAAAUUAAUUUAAUAGUAACUAAGCUGACCAUGUGCUGUGCUUUUGUUUUAAACAAUUAGUUUUUAAGUAAAUGAAAUUAUUUGUUUAUAAUUAUUAUUUCAUGUAGAUGAUUUUGUAUUUAUUGCAUCCAACAAAUCAUGAGCUUUUACGAUGAUAAUGUAAUUAAUUAGGUUUGUGAAGCGAUGCAUGAUUCAUUUAGCAUAGAUUACAAGGUUAUUUAAGUUGCCAGUGUCGGACAUGUAAUAUAAAAUAAAGAUCACAAACCAUAUUGUAUUCUUGAUUAUUUCUUGACGAUUGGUCUUAUUGGCAGCUACUUGGUAGGGUAGGUAGAUGGUUGCAUCUUUCUGUAAACACCUGAGCAUAAUAAAUUAUAAAGAGAUUUUAAUAUUUAAAUAUGGAAAUAGUUCACUUCUAGUGGAAAUAUUUUUGCCAAGUAGCAAAUUCGCGUCAACCAUCGCUGUCAUUAUCAAUAAAUGUAUGAUAAAUUAA